UAACGUCUGUGGGGAGCAGAUGUGUACAAAUACCAUCUCUUCAACCAUUCAGAUAAUCGGAUCGUUUCUUUUUGUGGGUUUCUGUCACUUUCUCUAUGGCUGCUGCUGAAUCCGACUCCAAAUCUCUUUUCUCUCUGGACUCCUACCAUGUCUCUGAGGAGCUUGGCUUCAUCCUCCCUGAUCCUCUGGAAGAGCUCCCACCGUAUUACCAGCCAUGGAUGGAUAUUGCCCUGCGAGUCCCAGAGCUUGUGCAGUCUCACGAGUUGCGCUUCCAUGUCAACAAGGUAAGUGAGGACAAUAAACCGACAAAGACAUUUGAAAAGCCAUGGUUCAGUGUUGAUACUCUGUCUGUCCAGAUGCCGCUGCUGAGCAGCCAGUUUCUGCAGAAACACCGGGAGUUACGGCUGGCCCACCUGGCCCUCAGCGUGAUGACCAUGGGCUACGCCUGGCAGGAGGGAGAGAACAACCCAGUUGAGAUGCUGCCGCAUAACCUGGCCGUUCCAUACUGGGAGGUGUCACAGCGCUUAGGGCUUCCCCCAAUUCUCACCCAUGCAGACGCUGUACUGGCUAACUGGAGGAAGAAGGAUCCAGAGGGACCUUUUGACGUGGAGAACCUGGCGCUGCUGGUCAGCCUCCCAGGUGGAGACAGUGUUCGAGGUUUCUUUAUGGUUACUCUGCUGGUGGAGCUGGCAGCACUCCCAGCACUAAGGAACAUUCCCACUGUGAUCAAUGGCGUCAGGUGUGGCGACACUGAGGCUGUGGCCAGAGCCCUGGAGGAUAUCAGUCAGUCAUUACAGGACAUGACAGAUGCACUCAAACUGAUGCAUGUAUAUGUGGAGCCUUCGAUCUUCUAUGGCAUUAUGAGGAUCUACCUGUCUGGGUGGAAAGACAACCCAUGUAUGCCAAAGGGGUUGGUUUAUGAAGGGGUCCAGACGGAACCAAUGGAGUUCUCAGGUGGGAGUGCUGCACAGAGCAGCCUGCUGCACUGCUUUGAUGAACUUCUAGGAGUCAAACAUGAAGCAAAAAGUGGUGCCUUUCUAACCCGCAUGAGGAACUACAUGCCACCUGCUCACAAGCAACUGAUCCAGGACAUCUCGUUGCAACCCUCCCUAAAGAGUUUUGUCCAGCAGCAGGCUAGCGAGGGGCUACACGAGGCUUUCCAGCAGUGUGUCACAAAACUGUUGGGUUUGCGCAGCUACCACAUCAAUGUUGUCAGCCGUUUCAUCACUGUACCCGCUGCCCGCGCCCGACAACUUCGUAACCAGAGCCAGGAUUUAGAGGCGGAGACGAUUGGCACAGCACCCACGGCAUUGGAGGAGAGGGGCACUGGUGGCUCUUGCAUCAUGACCUUCCUUAAGACUGUUAGAGACCAAACAAAAGAGGCCUUCCUGCCUGAGACAAGCAAAGAAAUGAAUCGCCACAGCUGAUGUCAACUACAUCACAUAAAACAGGCAAUAAAUCACCUCUCUGAUUGCUUAACACACUAUUUUAUGUCAUUAAAAGUGCAUUUCGGCAGAAUAA
This is a messenger RNA of Micropterus dolomieu (smallmouth bass), 1521 nucleotides long. It is a transcript of the gene ido1, whose product is annotated as indoleamine 2,3-dioxygenase 1. Gene Ontology annotation, biological process: 'de novo' NAD+ biosynthetic process from L-tryptophan. Bases 96 to 1427 code for a protein of 443 amino acids. Gene Ontology annotation, cellular component: cytoplasm. Gene Ontology annotation, molecular function: L-tryptophan 2,3-dioxygenase activity; metal ion binding; heme binding. The record is from RefSeq and is a predicted model, not a curated record. NCBI's taxonomy places the organism in Eukaryota, Metazoa, Chordata, Actinopteri, Centrarchiformes, Centrarchidae. The transcript is spliced from 9 exons.